AAUUACGCGCUUAAAUUACGCGCUACUUUAAGCAUAGCGCUUGACAUAGCGCUUGACAUAGCUUACAACAGUUUCUGUAUUAAUAACAACUAAAUGUAAAGAAAUAUUUACAACAACUACAAAAAUUUUUUGAAAAUGUCACGUAGCGAAAGUUCGCAUGAAGCUACUCUUUGGACUUUUGAAGAAAAACAAAGGUUUGUCAAUGGAUUGAGUAUGGGACCACCUGUUCGCAAACCAGACGGAAAUGUUGAUUGGGUUCGAUUAAAAAAAAUAGUGGGAACUAAAACUUUAAAAGAAGUAAAGGAUUUUGCAAAUUAUUUUAAUUCAAUUGAACAAGGAUUUUUUUAUCCUGAAUUUCAAACAAAAGCAGCUGUUGAUGUCUGGAGGUAUCUUGCAACAUGUCUUUCUAAGGAUGAUGCUGUUGCUGAUGCUUGUGUUCCGCAAGUUCUUACUGUGGCAGGAUUUGAACCAGUUGGUUGUUCAAGUUCUCCAACUGAUUAUUCUCCAAAUUACCAAAAUAUAUAUAAUUACCUGGCCGCUGCCACUCGCGGCACGAAUCUCCCAGAUGUUUCGCCAAUUGAUGCCGCUGUAAUCUUAGAGCUACUUGAAGAUGUUGUUAGAUCUUUAUCCUGUUCAGAAACAUUGAUUCAAAGAGAUUUUAUGCAUAAAAGAUAUUCAGAACUUAGAAAUAUUAUGGUUGCUGGCCAUGUUGAAAAACCCGAAGUUUGUUCAAACUCAACGAACCCGUUUGCAAUUCCUUAUGAAAUUUUAGACUUUAAAAAUGCAAAGUAAAACUAAUAUUCUUAUUUUGUUUAUCUAAGCAUUUUACAUCACAUACCGCUUAUUUGCACCUUCUUAAAAUUUUUAUUUUAGGAAAAAUAUAAGCGAUUAUUCUUUAUUGUUUUAAAGUGAAUUUUUAGAUGUAAACUUAAAGUAAACUAUACUAUUUAAGAUAGUGGCGGCGAAGAUGACGUAGGCUAUUUCUUGUUUUGAAUAAUUCUAAAAAUGACGUCAUUUUAGCUACGAAGAUGGUUCAAAGAAGUUACUUCUAUUUCUCAUUUGUUUUAGAUAGACAUUGAACUCAAAAAUAUUGAUUUAGAUAUA
Hydra vulgaris (swiftwater hydra) is the source of this 1104-nucleotide messenger RNA. RefSeq lists its product as uncharacterized. Gene Ontology annotation, molecular function: RNA polymerase II general transcription initiation factor activity. The record is from RefSeq and is a predicted model, not a curated record. Gene Ontology annotation, biological process: snRNA transcription. Gene Ontology annotation, cellular component: nuclear body. NCBI's taxonomy places the organism in Eukaryota, Metazoa, Cnidaria, Hydrozoa, Anthoathecata, Hydridae.